Molecule: messenger RNA, 306 nt
Organism: Miscanthus lutarioriparius
Lineage: Eukaryota; Viridiplantae; Streptophyta; Magnoliopsida; Poales; Poaceae
Source: the annotation of a GenBank genome assembly
AUGGCCCACCCGCCAGUCAUGCAUGCCUCCGCCUCCGCGAUCCCCAUGGAAGCCUUCGCCUCCGCCCAUAGAUCCGCCAUGGGCCCUGACCCCGGUGGCGCCAAGAAUCCACGCCUCGCGCAGCCGCCGCCGCCGCACCCUAGAUCUUAUGCCACCGCCGCUUCCUCCAAUGGCGCCGCCAGCGUCGCCGAGCAAGCACUGGUCGACGAGCUGCUCGGCCAGUACCGGACCACGCUCGGAGAGCUCACCUUCAACUCCAAGCCCAUCAUCACCAACCUCACCAUCAUCGCCGGUGAGAACCUCUAG